AAUUCAAAUGCAUCAACAUAACAAGGCAACAUUUACACUGGAAGGAGGAGAAAGAAAGAGUCAUGAGAGGGAGAGCAACGGUUAGGGACUACGGAGGAAGACAACGGGAAGGGCGGAUAGCUUGGAGUUUAGCAAGAUUCAGAGAUUAUGAAAGAAGACAACUGGGAAGGGAGAGCAACAAGGAGUAUCGAAGAUUGACGGUGGAGAUGGUCAAGGGCGAUUGGUUUCUGGUGACCCCCAAGGAUCAGAAAUUGUUGAGGGGAGGAAUAGCAAUGCCACACAGACGAAUGCUAUGCAGAUGUUGUGAAGGGUCAAGGUGGAAUAAGAAACAGAGAUGUAGUCAGUGUUGUUAUGUGGGCAUGACUCGGUCAAUUGAAAUUGUUCCUAUGAUUCAAGAAAGACUUUACAUGGAAGGAUAUUUCUCUUGCAAGACCCCAACCAUGGGAGUAAAGAUGGUGCUACUGGAUUGUGGAGAUAAGAAUGAACAUAAGGACCUAGUGGAGAUAGCGAGUGACUGGCUGGGGCAAUGGUUUGAGGAGAUCGACCCUAAAAUCCGUUUAUGGUGGCAAACGAAAGAUGAUACAUGGUCUUUUGAUGAUGGAACAGAUGAAUUAUACACAAACAGUCAUGAAGGGUGGAAAGAUGUAGAUGGAGGAGAUGAUGGUCUAGUUACGAGAUACCAAUGGGCAAUGAAUGCAUUGGUACCAACUGACCGAGCAGAAAAAGUGGAGGCAGAGAUUAACGAAGGUAGAGAAACAGAAUUUGAAUUUCAACGCGGUGGUAAUUCUAAGCAAGAGGAAGGAUCUAUUGGGCUAAAUACAAAUGGGCUUGAAGAACUUGUCUCGGGUUUGGCUGUUUCAGGCCAUGGUUGCAAAAAUAAUGGAUCAGGCCGAGUACAAGUGGAAGACCCAAGCAGAGAUUGGGAGAGGGACAUGGAGACCAUCAAAGAAGAAAGUGCAGCAAAUAAUGCUGUUAGUGCCAAACAAACUGAGCAGGAAGAGAAUUCUGCAGAUUUGCUCGAGAGAGAACGAUCUUUCUGGGAAGGCGUGGAAAGCGACUCAGGCAUAUUAGAGGAAUGGAUGGGCAGAGGAAUCAGAAGAACAAGCAAGAAAAAGGGAAGAAGUUCCGAUUCUGCAGAGCAGUGUAUGGACAGACAGAGAAAUCAAAAGCAAUCAAGAAGAAGAGAAUGAGACCCGGCCAAGUAGAUUAUACAAGGCCAAGUAAUUAUAAUGCAUACAUGUUGAUGUACGGUCUUGAGAAAUAUGAUGUUUUUAUACCGAAUCCAUAUAUGCCAUUACUUUCCUCCCCUCCCGGUCAGAAAUAUAUGUGAGAACUUGAG
Messenger RNA from Rubroshorea leprosula, 1339 nucleotides. The record is from the annotation of a GenBank genome assembly. NCBI's taxonomy places the organism in Eukaryota, Viridiplantae, Streptophyta, Magnoliopsida, Malvales, Dipterocarpaceae.